AUGGCCCCCCUUAAGCUUAAUAGCAAGAAUCUGUCGCAAAUUGCGGCGGUCGGUGAAACCCGGGUCAAGGCUCCCACCUACCAGCGCGGUGGCGCCGUUAAGGAGGGAAUUGUCCACGUCGGUGUCGGCGGCUUCCACCGAGCUCAUUUGGCCGUCUAUGUCGAUCAAUUGAUGCAGAAGCAUGGUGUGACAGACUACGCAAUCUGUGGUGUUGGCUUGCAGCCCUUUGACGCCGCCAUGCGCGACGCCUUAGGAUCGCAGGACCACCUCUACACUGUCAUCGAGCGGUCGGCCAAGGGCAGCUUUGCCCAUGUUGUCGGUAGCAUCAAUUCUUAUCUGUUUGCCCCCGACGAUCGCGAGGCCGUCAUCGCGAAGAUGGCGCACCCCGAUACCCACAUUGUGUCACUCACCAUCACCGAGAGCGGCUACUACUACAACGAGAACACACACGAGUUGCAAAGUGAGCACCCUGACAUUCAGUUCGACCUCCAACCAGCCAACGAGAAGGCCCCACGCACCACGUUUGGCUUCCUCUAUGCCGCUCUGGCUCGCCGCUACCAGCAAGGACUCAAGCCCUUCACCGUCAUGUCGUGCGACAACAUGCAGAAGAAUGGCUCCAUCACUCGUCAUAUGCUCGAGUCCUUUGCUCGUCUACGCAACCCCGAGAUCGCGAAGUGGAUCGCUGAACAAGGCGCCUUCCCCAACGCCAUGGUCGACCGUAUCACCCCCCAGACAUCCGCCACCGAUAAAACGGCACUUGCGGACAACUUUAUUAUUGAGGACUCCUGGCCUGUCGUCACAGAGCCCUUUAUGCAGUGGGUCAUUGAGGACCAAUUCUCCGAUGGCCGCCCACCAUUUGAGAAGGUAGGCGCUCAGGUGGUCAAGAAUGUCCACGACGUCGAGGAGUUUGAGAAGCACAAGCUGCGCUUACUCAACGGCAGCCACUCGGCUAUUGGCUACCCUGGUCAGCUGGCCGGCUUCAAAUAUGUCCACGAGGUCAUGGAGAACCCCUUGUUCAGCAAGUUUGUUUGGCAAAUGAUGCAGGACGAGGUGAAGCCGCUGUUGCCCGAGAUUCCGGGGGUCAACAUCGAUGAGUAUUGCAAGACUCUCAUCGAGCGUUUCUCCAACCCAACCAUCAUGGACCAACUGCCCCGCAUCUGCCUCAACGCUUCCGGCAAGAUCCCGCAGUUUAUCAUGCCUUCCAUCGCGGAGGCGAUCUGGGUUACCGGCCCAUUCCGUCGCCUGUGCUUCGUCGCGGCCGCUUGGUUCCAUUACAUCAAUGGCAUCGAUGACAGCGGCAAGACGUUCGAGGUCGACGACCCCAUGCGCGAGGAGCUCCAGGCCAAGGCCCGCGCUGGAGGUACCAACCCGACCGAGCUGCUCAGCAUCAAGAGCUUGUUCGGUGACGAUUUGCGUGGCGACAAGCGAUUCCUCCAGGAGAUUACCACCGCGAUGGAGGACAUCGCUCGGGACGGCAUUCUGAAGACGCUUCCCAAGUACAUUGACUGA
This is a messenger RNA of Aspergillus bombycis, 1509 nucleotides long. RefSeq names its product mannitol dehydrogenase family protein. The record is from RefSeq and is a predicted model, not a curated record. The coding region runs from base 1 to 1509 and encodes 502 amino acids. Gene Ontology annotation, molecular function: mannitol dehydrogenase activity. The transcript has a single exon. Lineage: Eukaryota; Fungi; Ascomycota; Eurotiomycetes; Eurotiales; Aspergillaceae.